This is a messenger RNA of Loxodonta africana (African savanna elephant), 3931 nucleotides long. It is a transcript of the gene RBM38, whose product is annotated as RNA binding motif protein 38. Gene Ontology annotation, biological process: regulation of RNA splicing. NCBI's taxonomy places the organism in Eukaryota, Metazoa, Chordata, Mammalia, Proboscidea, Elephantidae. Gene Ontology annotation, cellular component: cytosol; nucleus. Bases 16 to 858 code for a protein of 280 amino acids. Gene Ontology annotation, molecular function: mRNA 3'-UTR binding. The record is from RefSeq and is a predicted model, not a curated record. The transcript has 5 exons.
GCGGCGGGCGCCCCCAUGCUGCUGCAGCCCGCGGCGUGCGCCCCGAGCGCGGGCUUGGCGCGGCUCCCGGCCGCCCGCGGCGCCAUGCACGGCUCGCAGAAGGACACCACGUUCACCAAGAUCUUCGUGGGCGGCCUGCCCUACCACACCACCGACGCCUCGCUCAGGAAGUACUUCGAGGGCUUCGGAGACAUCGAGGAGGCCGUGGUCAUCACGGACCGCCAGACUGGCAAAUCCCGCGGCUACGGCUUCUUUAUGUUUGUAUCCCCCGUCUCCCUGGGAAUUAUUACUGUCCUUGACUGCAGGGUAUCCCAGCACUUGAACUGGGAAGGGAGGAGCUGGAAUUGGGGGGACAGCUUUGUGGGAGGGCCCUGGGUGACCAUGGCAGACCGGGGGGCUGCUGAGAGAGCUUGCAAAGACCCUAAUCCCAUCAUUGACGGCCGCAAGGCCAACGUGAACCUGGCGUACUUGGGUGCCAAGCCUCGGAGCCUGCAGCCGGGCUUUGCUGUGGGUGUGCAGCAGCUCCACCCCGCCUUCAUCCAGCGGACCUACGGGUUGACGCCACACUACAUCUACCCACCAGCCAUCCUGCAGCCCAGUGUGGUAGUCCCAGCUGCCCCCGUCCCUUCGCUGUCCUCACCCUACAUCGAGUACAUGCCAGCCAGCCCUGCCUAUGCCCAGUACCCGCCAACCACCUACGACCAGUAUCCGUACGCGCCCUCACCAGCUACCGCCACCAGCUUUGUGGGAUAUGGCUACCCAGCCGCCGUGCCUCAGGCCCUCUCAGCUGCAGCCCCCGCGGGCACCACCUUUGUGCAGUACCAGCCGACACAGCUGCAGCCCGACAGGAUGCAGUGAGGAGCACCAGGGACGUCCCGAGGGCUGAGGUGGGCCAGCGGCCAUGUGUCCCGGUGCAGCCUGGCCCCUGUGCCCCCAAGCACCCUGGGAGCUCCGCCUCGUCAGGAAGCCCGAGAGACUUUCUCCAGCUCUAGGACCUGUGAGGUCUCGAGGGAGGACUUAAGAAGAGAAUGAUGGAAGCUAUUUAAAGAUGCAACCCCAAAUUCCUUGCACACAUGGCAGCCUUCUUCCUGCACCUCACCCUACCCUGUCUGCCCUCUGGCACCCACGACAUCCCCACCACAUCCCCCACCGAGGCCGCCAGACCCUGCCCAGACCCAAGCCCAGAGGUGCCUUACUUGAGGGAAACCUAACAGAGAAGCUUGUGAUGAUGUAUUGUCACCUGCACAAGCCCUGAGCCACAACCAGGGGUGUGCAGGACACGUUACUCCUCAUUUUCUACAUGAUUGUCUGGUGAGGCUUCCUCAAGCCCCUAGACCACCCAGGUGCCCAAGGGCCCCCGGCUUUACGGGGCUGGCUGGACACCCUUUUUCAGUCGAAGCACUGCAACUUUUUUUCUUAUCGUAAUUAUUUUGCUAUUAAGAGAUUUCAAAUGUUCAGCCUGUUUUUUAAACGGAGACUCUCGCCACCAAGGAUCCAAAACUUAUUUUUGACUUUGAGGGAUUUGCUUUGGUUGUUGGCCCUGCCCAAGGUGACAGUGGCCAGAUUUUUUCGUGACAAAGUGUCUGCUGGCCGGAGAGCUGGAGCCCCCAGCCCCCGGUGGGGCGGGCAUCGCUGAGAAGGUCCCUGUGUGUCCCAGAUGCGGGGGCGCAGCUGUGCGGCGACGCCUGCCUUCGUGCGAGCGCUGUGCGCCUUCUCGGAGGCGGUUGCUGUUUCAGAAGGUCAUCACUGUGGUGCUUGUCCCCCAGCUGCCCGCACCUGCCGCGUGGAAGGGCAGAAGGAAGUGGGGCCCUCCCUGAGGGCUGGCUGAGGGUCUAGACCAGGCUGUCACCCAGUAGCAGGGUGGGGGGUGCCCGGCCAAAGCCAUCGGCUCUAGGUGGUGCAACCCUGCCUUCUCCCUCCUAUUGCCAACCUGCUGUAUGCAGCCAGCCCUGAGGUGGAGCUGAGACAGGACCCUGUCUUGAGGGUGCAUUGGAGUUGAUAGGCUAGAAGUUCUGACACCGAGAAGGGGCAAUGGGGGGCUGUGAGAGGCCUGGCCCUGCCCUGGAGGGGGCGGGGGGAGAGGAGGGCAGGGCCGGAGGUUGGGGCAGCUGAGAGUAUUCCUUCAGACCUACCUCAGGCUUGCAGGAGGCCUCAGGGAGCUAAGUAUGCCACACAGUUUGUGGCACCCGGUCCAGAGUCCCAGAAGAUGAAGGUAGCUAAUAUAAUAUUUUUAUUAGAACGUUCUGAUUAUAAAAAUAAAAGUUGUUUCUUUAAAGAAAAAGUGGGUCUGUAGUUUUUCUUUCGUGGUAGAGCCUUUGACCCCACCCUUCUCCUGUGACCGGGGCUGAUCCCCCUCACCCUUGAUCCCCCACCCUUCUCCUGUGAUGGGGGCUGAUCCCCCUCAGCUUUGGUCCCCCACCCUUUUCCCGUGACUGUGGCUGAUCUCCCUCAGCUUUGGUCCCCCACCCUUCUCCCGUCAUGGGGGUCAAUCCCCCUCAGCUUUGGUCCCCCACCCUUCUCCUGUGAUGGGAGCUGGUCUCCCUCAGCUUUGGUCCCCCCACCGUUCUCUCGUGACAGGCCGAUCCCCUUCAGCUUUGGUCUUCCCUCUUGUCAGGACUCCUUGCUGGGGAUCUGGGGCUUCUCACCGCAGCUGUUCAUCGAGCACCUAUUGUGUGCAGCUCUGAGGGGCCUCCAGAGUGACAGAUGCAUGCAGCCCCCCGCCACUGAAGUGGGUGAGGAGCUGGCACCCCACCUCGCGGGGUGCUGCCAGGCCUGGGCCUGUGGUCAUUAUUGCAGGCCUGACCAGGGCACCGCCAUUGAGGUGGGGGCCUUCUGGGAAGUGCUGUUGGGGCCAAGCACCUGCUACCUGCCAGGCUCAAUUGUUCAUUGAGGGGUGUCUAUCCGCCAGGCGUCUUGCUUUUCUGGGACAGGUGUGACCCUGCCCAUGUGGGGGGCCAGUGCAGUCAUUGGUACCAGUGGUUCAGCCCUCGUCCUGACGGGCCCAGCCCCGCUAGGACAGACUUCUGAGGCCAUGGAGAGCAAGGUGGGGCUGCAGGGGCAGACAGGUGUCUGUGGUGGCUGCCCCACCCUCUGGGAUGCCCUGACCUGGGACCAUCCUCCCUGCAUUCUUUGGUGGGUCCCCAGGGGCCCCCCUGGCCUUUGCCAGUCACUUUGACAUUGACAAGUCUCCCUUCUCUGGUCCAGGCUUAUGGGGGCCCGAGGGAGGGGCAGAAUCCCUGGCCACAUCAGGGAAACCCUCCAGGGUUGGCUGUCCUCACCAGGCCCUUCCCUGUGCUGGCUCUGAGUUUGCAAACACUGGCAAGGGGUCAGGGAGACAGUGGAGGCAUCCAGCUCAGGAGAAGACAUUUGCUGCGGCCGAUAAGGGCAGGGAUGGGAGGGGCCUGUGGGCCCAGGGUUAUCGGGCAGGCCACUCAGGUCAGCGUGUUUCCUGUCGCUAUCAGCUGGGGCAGCCUCUGGGGCCAGCCUGCGGGAAGGCCUCGAGCCUGCAAACACCCCCCUGAGUCCCAGGGCUGAGGGCUCUGCACCACGGGGGGCUAGGAGAGACAUAUCCAGAGAGCAGUUGAAGGCUUAGGCAGUGAGCUGGGUCUGUGUGUGUGGAGUGCAGCCAGGGUGGCAGUCAUAAAUGGCCACAAUAACCGCCCUGCUGACAUCUGCAGCUGCCCAUCUGCCAGGCGCUGUGCUGUUCAUGGACGUCUCAAUUACCCAGUAAUUGCAGCUAAUUCUGUAACUGUCCCCAUUUAGCAGACACGGAGAGGAGGCCUGUCCCCGCCUCCCCGCCCCCUGAGCCUCAGCUGUGAAAGGGUCAUGAUCAUCCCCCUGGGGCAGGGACUUUCUGUCCCUUCGCUGCCGAGUCCUUAGCAGCUGGCACAGGCCUAGCACCCAGCAGGCAUGCAGUGAGCGUGGGUGCAGG